Didymella exigua CBS 183.55 is the source of this 2271-nucleotide messenger RNA. RefSeq lists its product as uncharacterized. The transcript has 2 exons. Gene Ontology annotation, molecular function: DNA-binding transcription factor activity, RNA polymerase II-specific; transcription cis-regulatory region binding; zinc ion binding. Bases 1 to 2271 code for a protein of 756 amino acids. Gene Ontology annotation, biological process: regulation of DNA-templated transcription; DNA-templated transcription. The record is from RefSeq and is a predicted model, not a curated record. NCBI's taxonomy places the organism in Eukaryota, Fungi, Ascomycota, Dothideomycetes, Pleosporales, Didymellaceae. Gene Ontology annotation, cellular component: nucleus.
AUGUCACACCAGAUUACCCGAUCGCCGGAGCAAGAAGGAGCCGGGAAUCUGCUAGCCAUGCUCAAUCAACCGCCGAGCAGACCGGAGGGAUAUCAGCCCAGGAGACCUGAUCAAGCUCUGAACAGAGCGUGCGAAGCCUGUCGAACAUCGAAGGUUCGAUGCCUGGCUAACCCGGACCUCAAAUCGAACGUGUGCCAACGAUGCGCCAAAGCUGGGAGAUCGUGUGUCUUUGCACCGCCAGUCAAGAGGAGACAGAGGAAAAGGACAGACGUGAGAGUCGCAGAACUCGAAAAAGAGAUCAAGAAGAUGCAGUCGCUCAUAAAGGGCCCCAACCAGUCUAUGUCCGGCGCCAGCGACCACGAGUCUGCGGAUGACGAGUCCGAGAAGUGUAAUGAUGCAGAAGAGUCUCCGUCACUCGAGUCUCAGAGACACGGGAGCACAACGACAACGACAUCAGCAUUCACGCAUCACUGGCCCAAUGUAGUGGGCCUCAAGUCCCCGGGAGACGCUGCAGCUCCCGCUCCUGCGAGCAAUUGCGGCCCCAGGGACCUGCUUGGGCCCGUCGACGACAUCAUCGAUCGUGGCGUGAUUACGCAGGAACUCUCAGAGGAGCUGCUCAACAUCUGGCGCAACGAUCUGGUCGCUGCAAGCCCCGGCAUCUCCAUUCCAAGAGACUGGACGGCGAUGGAUCUGAGGCAGAAGAAGCCGUCUCUGUUCUAUGCCAUAAUGGCAGCAGCGGCACAUUCGAAAGGUUCCAUGCUGUCGGACAAGCUGCACGAGGAAGCAGUCUACCUGUACGCGCGCACUGCCUUCAUUAACGGCGAGAAGUCGGUGCAGACCAUACAAGCACUGCUGGUGACGGUGGCAUUCUACUCGCCGCCAAAGACACCAGGGCAGCUGCAGAUCUACCAGUGGGUGAACAUGGCAGCCAGCAUGGCGCUGGAGCUGGGGCUUGCGUCGAAACCGCGAACGCACGAACAGCUCCCGAAACGGGCUAUUCGAUCACUACAGAAAAUCUCGUCGCCGGAGGAACUACUCGAGCACUGUCGAACCGUGCUCUACCUGUACGUUGUGUGCGCAGGAUUCUCCAUGAGGCUGAAGCGGCCGAACAUACUUCUAUUCAACAGCUGGAUGGAGGAGUGCUUGACGAUGCUGGAGAAGUCGCCUCUGCAAAACGACCAGCGCACUCUGGCAUGGCUCAAGCUCCAACGCAUAGCAGACGAAGCAAACACAGCGUUCGGCUUCGACGACGCGAGCACCAGCUUCAGCCUUUCAGAGCUGCGCAUGCAGAUGAUCCUGCGCAUCUUCGAGCGCAGGAUGCACGAUUGGAAGAAGUCAGUGCCCAAGAACGUCUUGAGCUUGUCGCUAACAAUGGAAUACCAUCAGAACAUGCUCUCGAUGUGGGAAUUCGGCAUGGACGGCGGCCGCUACGACGUGACCGAGUUCCGAAACCGCCAUCUCACGCUGCCCGCCCUCGACGACGAUUCCGUGCAGCCCGAGUCGCUCCUGUCGCGCUCAGCGCUGCAGAUCAACGCCACGACAAAGUGCAUCAUCGAAGCACACGCUAUCCUCGAGUGCUUCAUCCAGAUCCCCACCGACACUUUGCAGAAGGCGCCCAACCUGCUCUUCGUGCGCGCCAUCUACGCGCUGGUGGCGCUCAUGAAGGCAGACUACGCCGUCGGCACCGACCCCGAGAUGGGCGAGAUCCUCGACUCGCAAAGCCUCAAGGUCGACUUCUACCUGCAGACGGUGCUGAAGAAGAGCUCGGCCGCCAUUGGGCCGCAGAAAUGCCGCAUGCCCACGCACUGGACGUUUGUGCUCGAGGUCAAGCUGAUGUCGUGGCGCGAUGAGUAUCUCGAGUGGCGCCGCGCAGGCCGGCACCUCAAGCGGAGGAAAGUCCACGACGGAACCAACGCAAACACAAGCACGGCGCGGUCGCCGAGAUUCGCAGCGCACAAAGACAAACACCAGCCCCACGAGCCCGUCUCCCAGACCCAGGCUGCGCCCGACCCGCAGCGCCACCUGCAGCCGCAGCACGCCACGCUCGCGGGCUCUAGCUUCGGGCUCUCGACGCCGUACGCGUGGACGGCGGGCAUGGCGACGGGAGAGCCGUCGUUUACGCCCGACAUGGGCGACUUCUCCGCGGCGUUCCAGAACGGCGACUUGUAUCUGUGGAACGACGUCAACGACAACUUUGGCGGCUGGAUACCGCAGGGCGGCAGCUCGUACACGGACAUGGGCUUCGGGCCGCUGAACGGGGGGGAGUACUGA